This is a messenger RNA of Colletotrichum graminicola M1.001, 7068 nucleotides long. RefSeq names its product beta-ketoacyl synthase domain-containing protein. Bases 1 to 7068 code for a protein of 2355 amino acids. Gene Ontology annotation, molecular function: phosphopantetheine binding; fatty acid synthase activity. The record is from RefSeq and is a predicted model, not a curated record. NCBI's taxonomy places the organism in Eukaryota, Fungi, Ascomycota, Sordariomycetes, Glomerellales, Glomerellaceae. Gene Ontology annotation, biological process: fatty acid biosynthetic process; secondary metabolite biosynthetic process. The transcript has 3 exons.
AUGGCAUUCAGUCCACGUCCAGCCGACAAGCCUCUUCUCCUGGUCUUCGGCGCGCUGGCGCUGUCGAUGGACAUAUCCAGCAUUUCCAGAAUCCGUGAAGCAACAAGUCGAUCUCGCCAAGGCUGGCUACAAGACAUCGUAUCCGGCCUCCCGGCAGACUAUACCACAUGCCGCUCUGUCCUCUCCUCGCUGGGUCAAGACACUUCGUGCUAUGAGGCAGGCGUGGAGCAACUAGAUGACCUAACCCGCUUCUUCAGCAGAGACGUGACCGGUCAGGAGGCAGCAAGACUGGCGGCGUCAAUAUCCUUUCCGCUUCCCAACAAGUUGCUCAUUCCGCUGGUCGUCGUCGCCCAGCUAACGCAGUAUGCCGAAUUCCUGGCCCGCACCGGCAUAGGCCAUGGCCAGCAGUCGCCGGGGCCAGACACGGCUGGCGGUACGCCCGAGGUGGAGGCUGUCGGCUGCUGUGUUGGUCUUUUGAGCGCGUUCGUCGCGUCCAGUUCCAAGAACGAGGCCCAGUUCAAGAUGCACGCGGCCGCAGCCAUCCGGCUCGGCAUGCUGAUCGGAAGUGUGGUGGACAUAUUCGAGGGCCAGGACGGUCCCAAGUCAGGAGCCAUCAGUAUCUCAUGGGACUUGGGAGAAGACAGCAGCAGCAGCAGCAGCGUGCCCUCGACACUUGACAGCAUCCUGGCGGACUUCCCACAAACCUACAUAUCAAACCACCACGACCGCAACCGCGUCACCAUCACCGGUCCCCUGCACACACUCUCCUCCUUACGGCAUCGCCUUGAGAUGGCAUCCAACAUGAGCUCCACCAAUACCCCCGGCCUCCACGGCCGCUACCACGACUCCCGGCACUCGACCAGCUCGCUCGACGCUUUCUGCGAGACGCACCCCGAGUUCCAGCUGCCAGACGCCUCGGUGUGUCGGGUGCCGCCACGCCUCAACAGUAACGGCGGGCGCGCAGUCCACGGCGGCCGGCUGCACCAACACGCGCUGCGGGCCAUCCUGGUCGAAAAGCUGCGGUGGUUCGAGACAUUCCAGACAGUUCGGCGCGAGUUUCUUCGCGACGGCGAGAUUGUCGUGUUUGGCCUCGAGCGACCCAUACCGCCGUCCAUGUCUGUCGAGCUUGCGACGAGAGUCGACUACAGCUACAUGGCCGCCGUUACGGGCAUAGGGUACAGCACGACGCCGGGCAACAACACCAGCCCGGACGGCUUACCGUACUCGGAGAACGACAUAGCGGUGGUUGGCAUGUCCGCAAAGGUGGCUGGCGCAGACAGCCUCGAAGCCUUCUGGGACGUGCUCUGCGCAGGCGUAUCACAGCACAGCGAAGUGUCUCCGGACCGCUUCGGCGGCGGCUUCGGCAUGGACAAAAGCAUGUUCCGGACCGCCGCCCCCAACCGUUCACGCAAGUGGUUCGCCAACUUCCUCUCGGGCCCCGACGAGUUCGACCACCGCUUCUUCGGCAAGUCCCCGCGCGAGAGCGCCGCCAUGGACCCGCAGCAGCGGCACAUGUUGCAGGUCGCGUACCAAGCCGUCGAGCAGGCGGGCUACUUCAACAGCAAGCAGGACGAGACCAACGGCCGCGUGGGCUGCUUCGUCGGCUGCAGCACGUGCGACUACGAGCAGAACAUCGCCUGCCACGACGCUUCUGCCUUCUCGGCCACGGGACAGCUGCGCGCCUUUAUCGCCGGCAAGGUGAGCCACUACUUCGGGUGGACGGGGCCGGGCGUGACCAUCGACACGGCAUGCUCCUCGUCGGCGGUCGCCGUACACCAGGCGUGCCAGGCCAUACUUGCCGGUGACUGCGAUGCGGCGCUGGCCGGGGGCGCGUUUGUCAUGUGCGGGCCGCAGUGGUUCCAGGACCUCGCGGGCGCUUCGUUUCUAAGUCCCACGGGCCAGUGCAAGCCAUUCGACGCCGGCGCGGACGGCUACUGCCGCGGGGACGGCGUUGCAGCCGUGUUCCUGAAGCGGAUGGACAAGGCCCUCGCUGACGGGGACGAGAUCCUGGGCGUCAUUGGGGCUACCGUGGUGCAGCAGAACCAGAACUCGACGCCCAUUGUUGUGCCCAACGAAGCGUCGCUCUCGGACCUCUUCAAAACAGUGCUGGACAAGGCGGGUGUCCAGCCAGGCCAAGUUUCCGUGAUCGAGGCUCAUGGCACCGGAACAGCUGUCGGGGACCCGGCCGAGUACGGCGCGAUCCGACAAGUCUUUGGUGCCUCAUCAAAGCGACAGACACCACUUUCGCUCGGGUCGGUGAAGGGAUCCAUCGGCCACACUGAGUGCACGGCGGGCGUCCUCUCGCUGAUCAAAGUCAUUCUCAUGAUGUGCAAUGGCAGAAUCCCUCCACAGGCCUCUUUCAACACCAUCAACCCGUCUCUCAACGCCAGCCCUGCAGACAUGAUUGAAAUCCACACCGGGUCCGACAAAGCGUGGGACGCCCCGAGUAAAGCCGCGCUUGUGAACAGCUACGGUGCCUCGGGGUCCAACGCUUGCAUCCUCGUCAAGCAGCCGCCGCCGCCGCCGCCGAGGGUGGUGGAAGCGGGAAAAGUGGCGCUUGCGGAGACCGGAGACCGGCAAUUUCCAUUCUGGCUCUCCGGUCACGACGAGGAAGGCCUGCGACGAGGUGCUGGAGCACUACGCAAGUUCAUCUCGGGUCUCGGGAGGAAGACGACAGCCAACAACAACAAUAACAACGAACCGCCAUCAAUGGCCAAGAUAUCCGCGAGCGUAUACCGUCAGAAAAGCCACGCCCUACGCCGCGCGCUCUUCGUGAAAGCCUCGACGCUGGACGAGCUCGAGCGUAAGCUCCAAGCAUACGAGCAUGCCCAGCUGCAAGCCGACACUUCCACAUCGCUCCCAACCCCCAAGCCAGUCAUUCUGUGCUUCGGCGGACAAGUAUCGACUAGCGUAGGCCUCGACAGGGACGUCUUCGAGCGCAUGGCGAUCCUGCGCAAGCACCUCAACGAAGUCGACGCCGUCGCCACCGCACAAGGCGUCGGCAGCAUCUACCCGUCCAUCUUCGAAACCACGCCGGUCGCGGACCCUGUCAAGCUCCAGGUUGCACUCCUCGCACUGCAAUACGCAUGCGCUCGCAGCUGGAUGGACUGCGGCAUCACCCCAGCCGCCGUCGUCGGCCACAGCUUCGGCGAAAUCACCGCGGCGUGCGUAGCCGGCGUGCUGAGCCUGCGGGACGCAGUCAAACUGGUCGUCAGACGCGCCAGUCUCGUGCGUGAUCGCUGGGGCCCGGACAGAGGAGCCAUGCUUGCCGUCGAGGCAGACCUGGCGGAUGUGCAGGGCCUGAUUGCCGAGUCCGGGGGCCAGGUAGCCGUGGCGUGCUACAACGGGCCUCGAAGCUUCACUCUCGCCGGAUCCACCGCUGCCAUCGAGGCGGUCGCGCAAAAGGCAGCCUUGACCUGCGCCGCUGCCCGAGGAGCCAGGCCCUUCAAGGCCAAGGUGUUGAACGUCACGCAUGCCUUCCACAGUGUUCUUGUCGAGCCACACAUUGUGGAGGAACUGGAACGGUGUGCCCAGACCUUGACCUUUCAGAAGCCGAAGAUCCACAUGGAGAAAGCGGAUGAGCUCGGGGGUGCCGAAGACAAGGAGAGGCUGGGCCCGGCCUUCUUACCCAGGCAGAUGCGGAACCCGGUAUACUUCCACCAUGCCAUCGAGAGACUGGCCGAAAAGCACCAGAGUACGGGUGCCAUCUUCCUCGAGGCAGGUUCCGCGUCCACCGUCACCAGCCUGGCCAGCCGGGCCCUCGUUGGCCAGUCGGAUGGAGACUACUACAAGUUCCAGCCCGUAAUCAUCACCAGCACCCGGCCAGCGACCAGCUCAGCAAAGUGCUGGGAUGGUCUCGUGGACGCAACAAUCAAACUCUGGACUGCCGGCGCCGGGCCAGCCCUGCAGUUCUGGGCACAUCAUCCCCUGCAAACCAAGAACGACCCAUCGCCGCCCCUACUGCUCCCGCCGUACCAGUUCGAACCCUCGAGGCAUUGGCUCGACCGUCUCCCUCCGCCCCGGGAGCUGUCACAAGAGGAAGAAGCCAGUGCCGGAACAGACAAGACCUCGGCCACCGGCUUGGUAUGCUUCACCGGCUUGGCAGACGACGGUAACAGCAACAAGGUCAGGUUCCGUGUCGUCAGCGACCACCCCCGAUACAAGAAGCUCGUCAACGGUCACCACAUGGCGCGCACGGCAGGUAUCUGCCCGGUGUUUGUGCAGCUGGACCUCGUCAUCCAGGCUCUUUGCAUGACCCUGCGCACGCCUGUCGGACUUGAGAAUAACGGACACAGCAACGAUUUGCUCAUUGCAUCAGGCCAGGAACCGCACAUCCACAACGUGGUCUGCCUCGCACCACUCUGUGACAACCCGGCUCGCAUGGUUUGGCUCGAGAUUUCGCCUGCGUCGACUUCAUGUAGUCUCCUUCGCUCUGCCAACGGCGGCGACGAAUAUCUCGGGGGAGGCGAUGGCGACAACAGGGGCGAGAUUUCCUUCGAGCUGUAUAGCACCGAUAUGGUCGACGAUCCCCUGGCUUCAAACCUUGGGCUGUCCGAGAAGAACAAGAUUCUGCACACGUCCGGGGAAAUCAGCCUCGCCUCCCGCAGCGACCCAGCAGCCAAACGGGACAUUGAGCAAUUCGCACGCCUCGUCAACAUGGGCCAGAUCACGCAGCUGCUGCACAGCAGCGCCGUGGACCUGGACAUCAGUCUCUCACACGACAACGUGUACCACAUGUUUGAGGAAGUCGUCGAGUACUGCGCCGAAUACCGUGGUAUCCAACGACUCGUAUCUCGCAACAACCAGAGCGUCGCAAUCGUGAAUCGCCAAGUCGACGACGGCGGCAGCAGCUAUGAUGGCCGUCACUCGUGGCUCCAGCCCUGCGUGGCGGAUACGCUGGCCCAGGUUGCCGGGAUAUGGAUGAACUGCUUGGCCGUGGAUCGGGAGCCCGGAUGUCUGUAUGUCUUCAGCGGACUGGAGCGGUGGCUGAGAGCACCAAGUCUGGAUGAGGAUAUCAAUGGUGGCCAACCGUCUGAUAUGCAUCUGCUGGCGACUCACCACCGCACAUCGAACAAGACGGCCGUUAGUGAUGUAUUCGCUUUCGAUUCUCGUACUGGGAAGCUACUCGAGGUCAUCCUCGGCGUGGGAUGGGCUAAGGUGCCGAGGUCGCAUAUGCAGAAGACGCUUGUGCGGUGCGCCGGAGCCCAACGUACCGGGCUUGCAGCACAGGGACUGGCUUCAGACCCGACGGGAGCGGGAGCAACGGAAGCAGCAGCAGCAGGAGCACAAUAUUCCAACCUCGCCAACCACCAGAAGAUGGAAGACAAGGGGCAGAGACUCGCGCCGUCAGGAGUCUCCCAUGCCAGGUCUCCCUUGGCGGUGACAGGAGGCGCAGACACGCUAGACGUUGCUGGCAAGCUCAAGAGCAUUCUGGUCGAGCUCUCGGGCAUCGAGACGUGCAAUCUUACCGACGACAGCGAGCUGGCGGACCUCGGCAUCGACUCGCUCAUGAACAUGGAGCUGGCGUCUGAGAUCCGAACUGCCUUCAAGCUUAGGAUCAACGAGGGCGCCCUACUGGAGGCGGCAACCGUUGCUGACCUGACGCUGCAUGUGCGGGAGCUCGUCGAAACACAAAAUCCAGGCGUGCUGGCACGUGGAAACACGGCGUCGUCCAUCCCAGCGUCGUCGGUCUUGGCGGCCGAUGCGGAUAAUACCAAAUGGAGUAGUCCAACCGCCGGGUCCGAGCCGGACCUAUCCACGCCGACUUCACCCCCGUCAUCAGCUGUGGUGAUGGAGUACGUCCGCACCAUGACCCAAGGCUGGGCCGCCCCUUUAGAAAUGGCUGCCGCCGCUGAUGGCACAAUCACCGCACCUAGAGCCACGAGAACUCAAGACCGCGUAGUGGUCGUGACAGGAGGCACAGGCGGCCUCGGCGCGCAUCUCGUAGUGAAACUGGCCACAGAUCCCAGCGUGGCCCGCGUUGUCUGCCUCAACCGCCGCAAGCCCAACAACAACAGCAAUGCCACUGCCCGCCAGCUUCGAGCAAUCCUCACCAAGACCGGCAUAGACCUUGGCCAGGCACGCUAUUCUGCCGCGAGAGCAAAGCUCGACGUCCUCGAGACGGAUCUUUCGCAGCCCGCGCUGGGCCUCGACCCCGCGGCAUACCUCGAUCUAACCCGCAGCGUCGGCGAGAUUGUACACAACUGCUGGCUCAUGAGCCUGGGGCGGGACAUCGGCCACUUCGAGCCGCAGCUGCGCAUCAUGCGCCACAUGCUCGACCUCGCGCGCGAUGCGGCGCUGCGCCAGCCCCCGACGACGACGACGACGCCACAUGCAAUCACCUUCCAGUUCGUGUCAUCGGUGGCGGUGGUUGGCCACGCGCCCGCGGGCGCGGUACCCGAGGAACGCGUGCGCGGUAUCGAGAGCGUGCUGGCGGCCGGGUACGCCGAGGCCAAGUGGGCGUGCGAGCUGAUGAUGGACGCGACGCUGCACCGGUGGCCCGCCGGGGACGGUAUGUUCCGGGCGAUGGUGGUGCGCCUGGGCCAGAUCGCGGCGUCGCGCGUGAGCGGCUACUGGAACGCGGGCGAGCACGUCUCGUUCAUCAUCAAGUCGUCGCAAACGCUCGGGGUGCUGCCACGGCUGGGCGGCGUGCUGACGUGGACCCCGGUGGAAGACGUAGCGGGCGCGUUGACAGACUUGCUCGUCGUAGCGGCGCGGCCCUAUGCAGUGUAUCAUGUGGAUAACCCCGUGAGGCAGCCCUGGGCGGACAUGAUUGCUGUGCUGGCAAGGGAGCUCGGGUUGGAUGAUAACGGCGGCGAGUGUGCGGUUCCGUUUGCCGAGUGGGUGCGGCGGGUGCGCGAGGUCGGGCCGCGAGCCGGGAACCCGGCGUAUGUGCUCGUUGACUUCCUCGAGGCUAACUUCAUGCACAUCUCGUGUGGCGGCCUGUUGCUUGAGACAAGCCAUUCACGGGAGCACUCGCCCACGAUGCGUCAAGUUGGGCCCUUUGGCCAAGAUUUGACGCGUUUGUUUAUUCGGAGGUGGAAGGAAUCGGGCUUCUUGUCGCCGUAG